This is a messenger RNA of Coprinopsis cinerea okayama7#130, 1641 nucleotides long. RefSeq names its product delta DNA polymerase. Gene Ontology annotation, molecular function: nucleic acid binding; 3'-5'-DNA exonuclease activity; DNA-directed DNA polymerase activity. The record is from RefSeq and is a predicted model, not a curated record. Gene Ontology annotation, cellular component: delta DNA polymerase complex. The transcript is spliced from 9 exons. NCBI's taxonomy places the organism in Eukaryota, Fungi, Basidiomycota, Agaricomycetes, Agaricales, Psathyrellaceae. Bases 1 to 1641 code for a protein of 546 amino acids. Gene Ontology annotation, biological process: DNA-templated DNA replication; DNA replication proofreading; base-excision repair, gap-filling.
AUGCUCGCCGUGCCUCUCGCGUCGACCUCAAGCAACAGCCAUGAAUUGUUUGCGCAAAGGCUCACUGAAAUGACUCCGAACGUUCCACUAGUUCUCGAUGACGAUGGAAGCUACUACUUUGCAAUGAAAGGACAUGCCAGACCUCGUCCUUCACUUCAAGACCAACGUGGACUCGUCUUUCAACCGAUAAGACUCGAAGAAGGCCGCGGAAGCGAUGGCACCGGUAUUAUCAAUAUUUUUGGCCUCACCGAGCACGGAAGCACAGUCAUGGUAUCUGUUCGUGAUUACCAUCAAUGGUUCUACAUGCCCCAUCCCGAAGGCUUCAAGGUCAAGCAAGCGCCGGCUUGGCGGGAUAAGCUUAAUGUGAGAAGGUUCCCGGGUCCCUAUCUGAAACUGGUUGGAAAGGAUAACGUCGUUGCAAAAAUCCUACCGUUGACGGAGGCACUCAAAGUCUACGUUGCUUUACCUGAUGAACUGGAUAACCUGAAAAAUAAGUCUCCACAUAACGGAUCCUUCCCUGACAACCCUCGCCUUACCCUCUUCCCACAGAUGCUUGUUAGCACGGGGACUGUCUCAGAAACCACGGAAGGGAACGACAAGUACCUUGCGGCUUUCAUGCGCGAAAAGAAAGUUCAAGUGAUGAAUUGGCUGUCACUCUCGUCAGGGACCUACCGGGUAGUUCCAGAUGACUCUAGGGUUUCAACUUGUCAGCUCGAAGUAACCGCUAGCGGGAGGAAUAUCGUGCUUCUUGCUAGCAGUCGUACCGAGCUUGUCACCCAACGACUUCCGGAAAUUGCUCCUCUCCGCGUCCUCAGCUUUGAUGUUGAAACCAUGGUUUUCCGCCCCACACCACCAGCCACAAGAGCGCCUUUCCCACAUCCCACCACCUCCGAAGUGCUCCAAAUCUCAAACAUAAUCAGUCGAAGAUAUGGAAAAGACCAGUCAAUGGAACUUUCCUCUAGGGUUAUCUUCACUCUGGGAAAGUGUGCUGCCAUAAGUGGAGCUCAGGUGUUCUGGUUCGACACGGAGGAAGAGUUGCUGCUAAGUUGGCACCAAUUUGUCAAGAGCAUUGACCCCGACGUCAUCACGGGAUACAAUAUGGGAAGAUUCGACUUGCCGUUUCUAUUAGCCCGGGCCAAAAUUCUCGGGAUACAAGAUACUUUCGGAAGACUAGGGAGACUUGAAGGUGGGAUGCUCCUUCUUUCCGCCGAGUCGUGGAGCUUCAUGCGUGUAUGCGUCCCAGAUCCUUGCCUCCACUUCUCGCCUUGGGAUGCGAAUGCCCCUCAAAACGAAUGGAAGGAUAUGCCAAUCGUACCAGGGCGAAUCACCUUUGACGCGUCCAACUACAUCGCCCGAAAUAAGUUUGCGCUCGGCCUUGCAUCUGCAAGGCUCGGGGACGUGGCAUUGCAGUUACUAGGUGAAGCUAAGCUAGAUCUAUGCUUUGAAUUGGUACAAGACUAUCAGGAAGGUGGUCCUGAGACGCGCAGGCGGAUGGCCUUGUACUGUUUGAAGGAUGCAUACCUUGUGCAAAGGCUUUUGGACGUGCAUUCAUGUCUGAGGAAUGACCUCGCCUUGGCUCGAGGCAACUCGGUUACGGUGGAGGAAUUGGCAACGCGGAACGGCAACAGAAAUGCGCAUUAG